AUGUUCAAGAAGAAGCCUACGAUCAAAAACUUGUCUCCCCUUCGAUCUUCCGACCGGAGGAAAAUAGCCGAUCAGAUCAUCAAGGACUACCAAAUUGGUGUUCCCCCCUCCGAAACAUCCACCGACACGCCGAGUACAGCUCCAAGCCUGAGUGCAGUACGAAAUGCACUACUCCCGGAAAAUGCACUGACUGCACGAUUUACCACCACUGCUGGACCGGACCUUCGAGAAGUUCAGGGUAUCGUAUAUGUCGGGGCGCAUGCAGAUGGUGACGAGCGAGUGCUUUGGUUUAAAAUCGAACAUGGCCCCGGGGCUGAUAAGCGCCUCUAUCCGACCGUUUAUACAUUAUGGUCGAAUCCAGGCUUGGUGGCACUGCUGUACACGCCAGAGAUGGUGAUGCAGAAGCUUCGUGCUGGAGCAGAUCUUAUGACUCCGGGACUUGCCAAUGAACCGCCCUUCCCAGAACGGGCUGUCCCGGGAGCUGUAGUUGCUGUUGCUGGUCUGGAUAAACACAGCGUGCCACUGUUCGUUGGAGUUUGUGAGAUUGAUGUUUCUGCGCUUGGAGAGGUUCAAGGUACAAAGGGAGUUGCUGUGAGGGGUCUACAUUGGGAGGGUGAUGAGCUUUGGGCUUGGAGUUCAUCAUCACGACCAGGACGCCCAGCUCCUGAAUACCUAGAAGGCUGGGACGAAGAAGCUGGAGAUGAUGUAGAGGAAGCUGUGGGUAAUUUAACCUUGGAGGAGGCAUCAGUGGGCGAUGCAGUUGAUGAUGCUCCUGCUGUUGAAGAGCCUGCUCUGCAGGAACCCACAACAAAUGAUAUCGACGAUGCUUUCGUCAAAGCUUUCAUCUUUGCCCUUUACAAGCUCAAGCAGGACAACCCCAACGCCCCCAAUCACGCACUGACCCUACCAGUAUCGCCGUCCAUGUUGAUCGCGAACAUGAUAACACCCUACCUCCCUAUCUACUCUGUACAGCAAGCACAGUUCUAUAACAUCAAAAAGACCAGCUGGAAAAAUGUCAAGAAGUUCAUUAAGCAGCUCGACAAAAUGCAGCUGGUCAAAUCCAAAGACCGCAGUGGCCAAGAGACAUACAUUUGGGAUGUUGACUUUGAUGACUACCGCGUGCAGAGAUUCGUGCCCUACAGGCUUCCGUCGAAGAGUGCACUGGAAUCACCUCCUUCAGAGAACAAGAAGCCUGCUGCCACUGGGGGCGCGGAUCCCUCGGUCGGACAGACACUCAAUGUUCAAACUCUGUACCGGCCAACGCAGAAGUUGACACCGGAUAUUUUCCCCGCCCUUUCUACCACCAGCCCAAAGAAUUACUACAAACACUCCGAAGUGUCUACUCACCUGGACCAAUAUGUCCAGUCACAAGACCCCCCUCUCGUCUCUAGCGACAACCGACGCAUCAUCAACCUCAACCCAUACCUUGCCAACACGAUCUUCACAUCCUCAUCCUCCGAGGACCUAGGAGCUCUCAAGCGGGGAAUGGUCACGCGUGACGGGCUACUCAAACGUGUUAUCGAAGACCAUACCUUCUUGCAGCCUCACUAUGCUAUCCUCAAACCCGGUCAAACUCUCGCAGACGUUAAGCCCAAGGCAGGUGCCUCGCCAAAGGCAGUCAUUACUCUUGAAAAGCGCACCGGUUCCAAGACCGUUACGAAGAUUAGCAACCUAGAGGUAUUUGGCAUCAUCCCCACUCUUUUAGCAGAAGAGCUCCAAAAGAAAUGUGCCAGCAGCACCAGCGUCACGCAAGCUGUUGGUGCUCCCAAGGGAGUCAUGGAAGUCUUGAUACAGGGUGACCAGCGCAAGGUUCUGGAUACGGCUCUCACGCGCCGUGGAUUAAAGAGUCAAUGGAUUGAAGUGGUCGAUAAGACUAAGAAGAAGAAAUAG
This is a messenger RNA of Penicillium longicatenatum, 1890 nucleotides long. RefSeq names its product putative RNA binding protein Ligatin/Tma64. Lineage: Eukaryota; Fungi; Ascomycota; Eurotiomycetes; Eurotiales; Aspergillaceae. Gene Ontology annotation, molecular function: translation initiation factor activity. The transcript is spliced from 3 exons. The coding region runs from base 1 to 1890 and encodes 629 amino acids. Gene Ontology annotation, biological process: translational initiation; formation of translation preinitiation complex. The record is from RefSeq and is a predicted model, not a curated record.